This is a messenger RNA of Teleopsis dalmanni, 1411 nucleotides long. It is a transcript of the gene Pka-R2, whose product is annotated as cAMP-dependent protein kinase type II regulatory subunit. Gene Ontology annotation, biological process: regulation of protein phosphorylation. The record is from RefSeq and is a predicted model, not a curated record. Gene Ontology annotation, cellular component: cAMP-dependent protein kinase complex. Gene Ontology annotation, molecular function: cAMP-dependent protein kinase regulator activity. The transcript is spliced from 10 exons. Lineage: Eukaryota; Metazoa; Arthropoda; Insecta; Diptera; Diopsidae. The coding region runs from base 223 to 1350 and encodes 375 amino acids.
AUAAAAAUUAAAAAAGAAAAUAAUUUUUAAUUGAAAAACAAGAAAUAUUUUUUAAACGAUAUAUAAGUACUUAAGUGAAAGCCUGAUAAUUUUCACGCCAUAACGACAGAGUCGUCCUGCAGCAUUUCACUGGAAAUACACAUUUCCACAUUUAGUAUAUUUAUUUAAGUAAUCUAAAACAGAAAUUCUUUUACAUAGAAUUCAUUAAGAAUUUCUCCCAGUAUGUCAAGUGAUACAAAGCAACGGAUUCAGGUGCCUGAUUGUUUGAGGGAGGUGCUAUUAGACUUUACUAUAGCAUAUUUGAUGGAAAGACCUGAAGAUGUGAUCGAUUAUGCAGUCGAUUAUUUCAACAAACUACAAGAAAGUCGCCGUUCCGUUCAUUAUAAGUCUAGUUCUCUAUUAAAUUCACCCAGCGGGAGUGUUAUUUCGCAAGACGAACCACCUAUUCAGCUCAGUGGUCGUCGUAAAUCCGUUUUUGCUGAAGCAUAUGAUCCCGAAAACGAAGACGAUGAUGAGGGUGCAACCGCUGUAUUCCCUAAAUCAGAUGAGCAGCGUAUACGUCUUAUUGAAUCCGUUAAGAAUGUUCUACUGUUUCGUUCACUGGAUAAAGAACAGAUGAAUCAAGUUUUGGACGCUAUGUUCGAAAGGCGUGUACAGCCUGAUGAAUACAUAAUCCGCCAGGGUGAAGAUGGUGACAAUUUCUAUAUAAUUGAGACUGGCACCUAUAAAGUCAUAGUAAAUGACAAUCAUGUUCACACCUAUAACAACAGUGGUAAUUUCGGUGAACUGGCUCUGCUCUAUAAUAUGCCGAGAGCCGCUACUAUUCAAGCUGAAACAGAAGGUUUGCUGUGGGCCAUGGAUCGGCAGACAUUCCGUCGCAUUCUAUUGAAAUCCGCAUUCAAGAAGCGAAAAAUGUAUGAAUCACUGCUGGACAGUGUUCCUAUGCUGAAGGCGUUGCAGAAUUAUGAACGCAUGAAUUUGGCGGAUGCUCUAGUAUCUAAGACCUUUAAGUCAAAUGAGAGAAUCAUAAAGCAGGGUGAUGCGGCCGAUGGUAUGUACUUCAUCGAAGAAGGUCGAGUUUCCGUCAGAAUGGAACAAGAAAGUGGUGAGAUUGAGAUCUCAAAACUGUCAAAGGGUCAAUAUUUCGGUGAAUUAGCUUUGGUAACACAUCGACCACGUGCAGCAUCCGUCUAUGCUGAUGGUGAUUGUAAAGUUGCAUUCCUUGAAGUUCAAGUUUUCGAGCGUUUAUUGGGUCCUUGCAUGGAAAUUAUGAAGCGUAACAUUGACGACUACGAAACGCAGUUAAUCAAAAUUUUUGGUAGCAAAAAUAAUAUUACCGAUACACGAUAAAAAGUCUGAACAUUAUUUAAAAGUGUUUUAAAAUCUUUAAAAUCACCCGUAAAAAAAAAUA